Molecule: messenger RNA, 744 nt
Organism: Drosophila rhopaloa
Lineage: Eukaryota; Metazoa; Arthropoda; Insecta; Diptera; Drosophilidae
Exons: 2
Coding region: 134-622 (162 amino acids)
Source: RefSeq, a predicted model, not a curated record
UCGAGGUCAUAGGGUUUUCUUUGUCUAAAUUUUAUUGCAAAAAAGUUUUUCUUGAGUGCCUUCGCUUUCGUUCUUUUACUAAAGUAUAGACUUUAUUUUAUAAAUGAAACAAAGAUAUAAGAAAUUAUAAUACAUGGAGUUAUUCAUCAAGCCAUAUUUGUAUAUCAGUGGCACAUUAUGGUGGUGUUUAACAAUUUUCUGGCUACCUGUGAUUUGCAUUUAUCACUUUUUUAUAAGGAAGUAUCGUCGUCUUAGUGAGAAACAGGACGUCAUAUUUGAUUCUAAGGAGGAGAAGACGGAUCCUUUAGGAAAUAAGUCGGAUUCUUCAGAAGGAGAGCUUGGAUAUCCAGGAGAGGAAUCAGACUGCCCAGAAAGAGAUUUAGACGAUUUUGAUUCUUUGGAAGAGCUCGAAUCCGAUUUUUUAGUUCCAAAAGUGGAUGCAAACACAGCCGAUCACAAUUUGCGUGUAAGGCAAAUUGGGAAUCUCGUCCAAACCAUUAACAGACAGCUGAUAAUUCUCCACGAGAAGUACACCCCGAGGACCCCUGAAGAGUGUUUCAAUGCAAGGCGCCAGAAGAAGCUGUGGAAGAUGCGACGCGGGCAGCGGUCCCAGGAUAACUGAUGCAAUAACUUCAAUCGAAAGCGUAUUUUUCUAUAUCACCUUUUCAUAGAUUUUAUAAUUCCAAAAUUUACUUUACAAAUAUAAUUUUGACAUUGCGCUAUCUCAGCUCCCUCCCCCUUUAA